AUGAUGGAGAGAGAAUCUUCGAACGAAGAUGAAGAUGAAGAGAACCUAAUCGACCAAAAUGAAAGACCAGAUGUAUUCUUUGCUGAUGUUGAGAAAGAGUGGGUGAUGCAGCCAGGUGGUCCUAUUGCACACAAAUCUAAGAGUCUGAUUGAACCAAGUCGUCUUAUCAUGCUCACUGCCCAGCGAUUCAUCCAAACAUUCAUGGGAGGGAACUUUAUAGCACUUCAUUUUCGGCGUCAUGGGUUCUUGAAGUUUUGCAAUGCCAAAAGUCUAAGUUGCUUUUAUCCCAUUCCUCAAGCUGCUGCUUGCAUUAAUCAAGCAGUUGAAAGGGCCAAUACUCCAGUAAUUUAUCUUUCUACAGACGCUGCAGAAAGUGAAACUGAUUUAUCGCAGUCCCUUGUUGUGCUAAAUGGGAAGAUUGUACCACUUGUGAAGAGGCCAGCUCGAAAUUCAGUUGCAAAAUGGAAUGCUCUGUUAUAUAGACACAGCCUUGAUGGAGAUCCUCAGUCCCUUGUUGUGCUAAAUGGGAAGAUUGUACCACUUGUGAAGAGGCCAGCUCGAAAUUCAGUUGCAAAAUGGAAUGCUCUAUUAUAUAGACACAGCCUUGAUGGAGAUCCUCAGGAAGUUGUAGUUCUUACCAUUGGAGCUAAGAAUAAUGAAGCAUCUGCAACCCGAGAAGUAACAAUAACAUUGGGUUUGUACCUUUCCAUACAUUCAACAACUGGAGUAGCUCCCAUAUAA
Molecule: messenger RNA, 741 nt
Organism: Ilex paraguariensis (yerba mate)
Lineage: Eukaryota; Viridiplantae; Streptophyta; Magnoliopsida; Aquifoliales; Aquifoliaceae
Source: the annotation of a GenBank genome assembly